UAUUAAGCGGAGACAAAUCCUUCUCAGUUUGGAAGGGGGCGGCGCGGGGAGGGAGGUGGCCGGCGUAAUGCGGACCAGAUGCGGCCUGGGGAGUUGCGGAGCCCUGGGCGGGGGCUGGGGAGGGGGCGCGGCCGGCAGCCCAGUUCCCAGCCUGCGGAGCGCAGAGGCCGCCCACACCCUCCCAGCUUCCUGGUCCACGCGAACCCCGCAGUGCUCCGGGCAUUGCCUGGGUCUGGCUUUGGUCUCGCCCGCGCAGAUCCCGUUCAAACUCAGCUGCCACCAAGUGCGCCUUUUCUCUCUGGAUUGCGAUUCUGCACGAAUUUUCCGGUUGAGGGUGGUUCGGCGCUCAGCCAGCCUCUGCCCUCGAAGACGCGGCCUUGGGCUAGGAACCUCCAGGCGGAUGCCGCCAUGCAGCACUACGGGGUGAACGGCUACUCACUGCACGCCAUGAACUCACUCAACGCCAUGUACAACCUGCACCAGCAGGCAGCCCAGCAGGCCCAGCAUGCCCCCGACUACCGGCCUUCAGUGCAUGCGCUUACAUUGGCUGAGCGCCUGGCUGACAUCAUCUUGGAGGCCCGUUAUGGUUCCCAGCACCGCAAACAACGUCGCAGCCGCACGGCGUUCACGGCUCAGCAGCUCGAGGCCCUGGAAAAGACCUUCCAGAAGACUCACUACCCAGAUGUGGUGAUGCGUGAGAGGCUGGCCAUGUGCACCAACCUGCCUGAGGCCCGGGUGCAGGUGUGGUUCAAGAACCGCCGGGCCAAGUUCCGGAAGAAGCAGCGUAGCCUGCAGAAGGAACAGCUCCAGAAGCAGAAGGAGGCUGAGGGCUCCCAUGGGGAAGGCAAGGCCGAGGCCCCCACUCCAGAUACCCAGCUGGACACUGACCAGCCCCCACGUCUGCCUGGCAGCGACCCCCCUGCUGAGCUUCACCUGAGUCUGUCUGAGCAGUCAGCCAGUGAGUCAGCCCCCGAGGAUCAGCCGGACCGUGAGGAGGACCCCAGGGCAGGGGCUGAGGACCCCAAAGCUGAGAAGAGCCCUGGGGCUGACAGCAAGGGGCUGGGCUGCAAGAGGGGCAGCCCCAAGGCAGAUUCCCCAGGCAGCCUGACCAUCACUCCUGUGGCCCCAGGGGGUGGCCUCCUGGGCCCCUCCCACUCCUAUUCCUCGUCCCCGCUGAGCCUCUUCCGUCUGCAGGAGCAAUUCCGCCAGCACAUGGCGGCCACCAACAACCUGGUGCACUACUCGUCCUUCGAAGUAGGGGGUCCGGCCCCUGCUGCUGCAGCGGCGGCUGCUGCUGUGCCCUACCUGGGCGUCAACAUGGCCCCGCUGGGCUCACUGCACUGCCAGUCCUACUACCAGUCCCUGUCAGCAGCCGCUGCUGCCCACCAGGGUGUGUGGGGGUCUCCUCUGCUGCCUGCACCCCCAGCAGGCCUGGCUCCUGCAUCAGCUACCCUGAACAGUAAAACCACAAGCAUCGAGAACCUGCGGCUCCGGGCCAAGCAGCACGCGGCCUCCCUGGGACUCGAUACGCUGCCCAACUGACUGUCUGGCUUCCAACCCAGCCAGGGGUCUUAGGUGUCCCCUCCUAGCCCUGUGGUUAUCCCUAGGUGGCUCUCAAGGAGUUAACUCCAUGAGCCCAGGGAUCCUAGGGCCUGGGGUCCUGUUCCCUGCUCCGCUUCCCCAUACCCCAGCCCGAGGUGAAGCCCACACCUACACACCCUCUGCAUGGCCCUGCCUGGACCCCAUGGAGGCCGAAUAGGGAGGAGGUGAGAGGCUGGGGUGCCCCAAGCUUCCCUCGGGGAAGUGAGAGGCUCUCCCUGGCUAGAUCCUCAUCUCAAUAGCACCUCCUCCCUUUUCUCCCUAUCCUUCUGCCCCCUAGUAAGUCUACGUGUGGAAUGUGAGAUAUAAAUAUAAAUAUAUAAAGCUAUAUUUUCAGGCUCCUGCCUGCCCCAGGCCCCCUGCCCCACUCCCAUCUCUUCUUCCCUGCCACCCCUCCCUGCAGCCUCCGCGGCUCACUCCAGCCAUCCCUUCUGUUUCUCCUUCUCUCUCCUUCCUUCUUCCCUUGAUCUCCCUCUUCCUGUCUCUGUCCUGGUCCCUGCCCCCGUCUCGGCCCAGCCUCUGUAUUCUCCACCCUUGAUCUUUCUCCCUGUCUCUCCCGCUGCCCCUGGUUUCUUCCUUUGGUGUUGGCUGUGUUGGUAUCAUCAGUUCUUGAGCUAUAUUUUGUUUGGGGUUGUGGCUGGUUUUGGUUUUAGUAAUUUUGCGACUCCCCGUUGCUCUCCUUCUAUUCCCUUCCUUCUGCCCUGCCUGCCUCCCUGCACCUGCGGCCUCUCUAGGAAGCUGUUCCUUUCUAUGCCCAAUAGAAGCAACAAGGCCCUAGCUGGAGACUCUGGGGAUCUGGAGCUGCAGGCAGGAGGUGGCACUGGCUCCCACUCCCACCCCUGCCCAGGCUGGCAUCUAGAAGGCGUCAUGAAUUACUUUCUCUUCUCUCUUCUCAAUUUUGAGGUCCUCAUUCCCAAGAUUGAGGAGGCAGUAGUUAAGCUGGGAAGGCAGUAGAAUGGCCAGCAUUUCUGCCUGUAAGUCUUCCCAAGACAGAGGCCUGGUGACACAGUUCAGCCAGGACUGACCACAGGGCUCUAGAGCUCUCUUUGGUGAGACUUCCCUGGAUGGAGAGCAGCAGCAGGGGAAGAGGUGCUCUCAGAGACAGCAGGGCUGGUGCUCCUCUCCCACAAGCUGAGCCUCCACAUUCAGCAGAUACUGUCCAAGGCAGGGGUACGGCUGACCAGGAAUGAAGGUUGAACUCUGCUCCUGAGCACGGUGCAUGCAAAGCAUAUAGCAGCACAUAGGCUCAGGCUUCUGUAGGCUUCCUGUCCCAGAGCCAAUUAUGGAAGUAAGGGCUUCCCUCCAGCUAGUCACUGGAAUGGAAAAGUGUGUUCCUGUUCAUAGCCAGGAAACCCAGCUCAGCAAACUCCCUUUCAAAGCUGUGUGACCAGCUGGGCAUGGUGGCUCACACCUGUAAUCCCAGCACUUUGGGAGGCCAAGGCAGGCAAUCACCUGAGGUCAGGAGUUCAAGACCAGCCUGGCUAACAUGUGAAACUAAUAAUAAUACAAAAAUUAGCCGGGCUUGGUGGCACAUGCCUGUAAUCCCAGCUACUUGGGAGGCUGAGUUGGGAGGAUUGCUGCAAUCUGGGAGGUGGAAGUUGCAGUGAGCCGAGAUCAUGCCACUGCACUCCAGCCUGGGCGACGGAGUGAGACUCCAUCUCAAAAAAAAAAAAAAAAAAAAAAAAAAAGCUGUGUGACCUUGGGCAAGCCUGUAGCCUCUCUGGGUCUGUUUCCCUGUCUGGGUUAGAUGGCCUGUAAGGUCCUAGCCAGCUCUACAUUCUGCAUUUUUGCUUGCAACCUUGUAACACAGAAGUUUUUAGUUAAAUUGACAACAACAGAAGGUUCUCAAAAGCACAAUAUAUGAAGUAGGAAAUUACUAUUGCCUUUCUGUGGAGCAAGGGGUGUUGUACACACAAGCCUCACUGUAGACACUGCCUCAGUUUCCCCAUAAGCAUAAUGGGUCCCUUCUAGUUCAGGCAAUCUGGAUUUGAUCUUGAGUUCCAGUGCCAGCCUCUGGGGUCACUCCAUUUUCAUACCUUUUCAUGAUCUCAGGGGCUCUGGGCAGUGGGAGGUGAUGGCUUGGACAGAUUCUUGGUCAUGCUCCCCAACUGUUGGUGGCUUACCACUGAACACUCCAAACCCUGCUUAAAGAAGUUGAUCUAUCUGAAAGCCAGGGUAAAGAUUGCUAAGGCUUGUCUCCUCUCCCAGUGGGAAGAGAGAGGUUCUGUUGGUGUCCUGGUUGAAUUGCUUUGCAGAGAAGUCAAUGCCCAUCACCCUUGAUGGGGGUCAGCCUAGGCUGGGGCAGAUGGAGAAGGCUUUGGACAGGAAAAAAGUGAGCGGGAUGGUAGUCUAGGCCAGGAGGAGUGUUUGAACAAAGCAGCAGAGAUGAGACUCAGUAGACCAUGGGAAGGGGGUGGCUGGCUUCACGAGAGGUGGGGCUAAGGGGCCUGGAAUCCAGGCUAAAGACCGCACCUACAUGUGGCAAGCACCAAGACAGGCAUUUGAGGGUUUCCAAAUCCUCAGGUCUCUUGCUGGGGUCUGGAAUUUGGAAGGGGAAUCCACCAGCCAUGGGGGCAUCAGAGGAGAGACUUAGGCAGCGCUGUGGGAGGUUGGCAGAUUCCAGGAGUGACAGAGGAGGUUUUUGGUUUGGGAGGGAUUUUGUGGCCAAUAGCCCAUCAACUGUCCUCUGGGAUUAGCCCCAGGAAGUUCUGUUUCUAAAACAAAAAAUAAUCAUCUGGAUAGGUAUGGGAAGCUUCCUAGCUGCUUUUAGGCUGAAGCUUUUUGUCAGUUCCUGGGUACAAGUGACUGUCACUAGGCCUUGGAAUCCAACAGCCUUAGAUAUCACUACCUCCUCCAGGAAGCCUCCCCUGAACUCCUAAGGGGCAAUGUUCUGUCAUGGCUGGAGGCAGGCCCACCUUAGGAGCAGCCCAACUUCCCUCAGAUGUUUGUUAACACUUGUCCCAUUCAAUUGACCCAAAUCUGCCAGAGAAGGCAGGGAAGGUACAUGUGGUCCCUGCCCUCGGAGGGCUCUCAAGUUUAGGGCACCAGCCUUGGGUACUGAAAGCAGCUGGAGAGCAAGAGGAGAGCACACCUGUGUCUCCUCCAAGCACACUGGUAAGCGGCACCGUGCAUCUCCUCUGAGCACGCUUGUAAGCAGCACCGCACUUCCCUUCUUGUGGGCAGAGGGUACAGGCCCACCACACCUGAUGCUGGAGCCCCUCCCAGGCCUGCUGGGCCAACCUGGGCCUGAAAGCCAGAGGCUCAAGCUCUGACUGUCCCUUCCAGGAAUGCCUCAUGCCUGGCCUCUCCCUGCUGUCUGAGUCUCCAUUUCUCUGUUUCCUCACUCCCUCAGAGCAUGGUCCAGGGGCCCGGAUCCCCACCCCAACUCCAAGGCUGGUGGGCUCUACAGACUGCUUUCCAAACCAGCUGUUUUGUGACCAUUUGUGCUUAGAGGUCGUGCCAGCCCAUGGCAAAGACACUGUGUACUGUAUUUAUUUAUUCUGUUAGUGGAAAAAAACAAGACUUAAUUCACCCCUGCCUGUCCCCUCGCCUGCCCCCUGUGUAGUGCAGCAUGACACUCUGUGUAUCUGUCCUUCUGUCAGUCUCAUUCCCUGUGAUGUUGUGACCUGUUCUUUGUCUUACUUGGCGAAUAAAAGAGAACCCAGCAGCCCA
Molecule: messenger RNA, 5271 nt
Organism: Pan troglodytes (chimpanzee)
Lineage: Eukaryota; Metazoa; Chordata; Mammalia; Primates; Hominidae
Gene: DMBX1
Product: diencephalon/mesencephalon homeobox 1
Exons: 5
Coding region: 79-1542 (487 amino acids)
Biological process (GO): regulation of transcription by RNA polymerase II
Molecular function (GO): RNA polymerase II transcription regulatory region sequence-specific DNA binding; DNA-binding transcription factor activity, RNA polymerase II-specific
Source: RefSeq, a predicted model, not a curated record